ACUUUCUGUCUGUUGGGUUGAUUUGACCUUUAAGCUGAUGUUGUAUGUGUUACUGAUUGUUCUUGAUGUUGGUGAUCUCUGUGAGUGAAUAUCUGUAUGUGAGGGCAGCAUGUGGUGGUUUCAGCGGGGGCUUUGUGCUCUCCCGGUGGCUCUGGUUAUCUGGUCAUCUGCUACAUUCCUCGUCUCUUAUGCCACAGCGGUCGUGUUGGGCCAUGCCGACCUACUCGUUCCAUACAUAAGUGACACGGGCACUGAGGUUCCUGAACGCUGUGUGUUUGGCUUCAUGCUGUCAAUCUCCGCUUUCCUAGGGUUGGGCACCAUGUAUGUUCGACAUAAACAAGUUCAGGCUUUGAUUUCGGCCUCUGAGUUGGGCUUACAGCUGCUGAACUACACAGGCCUCCUGAUGGGAAUCGCCAGCACUGUCGGGAUGUGCGUUGUGGCCAACUUUCAGAAAACAGAUAUGACAUCCAUCCACCUUCUCGGAGCAGGCCUGACCUUUGGUCCUGGGACGCUGUAUAUCCUGGUCCAGACUGGCAUGUCGUACCGCAUGCAGCUGCGUUUCCAUGGAAGGGAUAUUCUGUGGGCGCGUAUGGCUGUGGGAAUGUGGUCGCUCAUUAGCAUCAUUACACUUUUCAUAUCCUCUGUGUUACUGUAUGAUGCCCUGCCUGGCGUGGAUGUAGCUAAUAAGUUACACUGGCAGCCCGGGGAGAGAGUAAGACAGAUGAUAUGCUUGAUUUGA
Molecule: messenger RNA, 739 nt
Organism: Sinocyclocheilus rhinocerous
Lineage: Eukaryota; Metazoa; Chordata; Actinopteri; Cypriniformes; Cyprinidae
Product: DNA damage-regulated autophagy modulator protein 2-like
Exons: 5
Coding region: 110-739 (209 amino acids)
Biological process (GO): regulation of autophagy; photoreceptor cell maintenance
Cellular component (GO): lysosome
Source: RefSeq, a predicted model, not a curated record